This is a messenger RNA of Candida tropicalis MYA-3404, 546 nucleotides long. It is a transcript of the gene NIP7, whose product is annotated as ribosome biosynthesis protein. The record is from RefSeq and is a predicted model, not a curated record. Gene Ontology annotation, cellular component: preribosome, large subunit precursor; nucleus; nucleolus. Gene Ontology annotation, biological process: ribosomal large subunit biogenesis; ribosome assembly. NCBI's taxonomy places the organism in Eukaryota, Fungi, Ascomycota, Pichiomycetes, Serinales, Debaryomycetaceae. The transcript has a single exon. Gene Ontology annotation, molecular function: RNA binding. The coding region runs from base 1 to 546 and encodes 181 amino acids.
AUGAGACCACUUACAGAAGAAGAAACCAAAGUAGUUUUUGAAAAAUUAGCAAAUUACAUUGGUAGAAAUAUUUCAUUUCUUAUAGAUAAUCCAGAAGAUCCUCAUGUAUUUAGAUUACAAAAAGAUCGAGUUUAUUAUGUUCAAGAACAAAUUGCUAAAUUUGCAACUAGUGUAACUAGACAACAAUUAAUGUCUUUAGGUAUAUGUUUUGGUAAAUUCACUAAAACUGGUAAAUUUAGAUUACAUAUUACUGCUUUACCUUAUUUAACUCAAUAUGCUAAAUUCAAAGUUUGGAUUAAAUCAAAUGGUGAAAUGCCUUUCUUAUAUGGUAAUCAUGUUUUAAAAGCUCAUAUUGGAAGAAUGUCCGAUGAUAUUCCUGAACAUGCUGGUGUUAUCAUAUAUAAUAUGAAAGAUAUACCUUUGGGUUUUGGUGUUAGUGCUAAAAGUACCGGUGAAGUUAAAAAUAUGUUACCUACUGGUAUUGUCGCAUUCAGACAAGGUGAUAUUGGUGAAUAUUUAAGAGAAGAAGAUACUUUAUUUACAUAG